AUGGAUCCAUCGCAGCAGCAGCAGCAGCAGAACCCGCCCGCACCCGCCCCUCAGCAGCAGCCUGGCUAUGGCUAUCCACCUUACAGUCAAGCCCCUCUUCAUGGUACUCAGGGACAGUAUCCUCCCCAGGGGCAAUAUCCUCCGCAGGGAUAUUAUCUACCGCAAGCCCAAUAUCCUCCUCAGGCGGGCUACUACCCACCGCUGGGACAGUAUCCCCCUGGUGCACCCGGCCAGGUGGCACCGGGCCAAGCACUGCCUCCCGGAGGACAACCACAGCCAUAUGCCCCUCUCCAGCAACAGCCAUACGGUGCUCAUCCGCCAGGACAGUACCCUCCUCAGCCGGCUGCUGGUCAGUAUCCGCCCGCAGCGGGAUACCUAGGGGGCUACCCACUGCAACCUGGAUACAGCGCACCAGCCGGAGCUCCAACCAAAGCCCUCCCCUCCCUGGGCUAUGAUGCAUCCCACAUUGCCACAGGUGACAUGAGCGAAGAAGCGCGCGGGCUCAAAAAGGCAUUGAGCAGCUUCAACACUGAUGAAGCCAAACUAAUCCAAGUCCUCUCCAAACCUGAUGCUGCCCAGAUGACACUCCUGUGCAAAACCUACCGGCACAACAUUGGCAAGAACCUUGAAGAUAUCAUCGCGGACAAAGUAAAACGUGACUUUGGUGACACCCUCCUCACCCUUGUCCGCGGGCCACUGAAAAAUGACAUAGUAUACCUCCACAACGCCCUGCAGGCCACCGGCAUAUCCAGCGGCGCAGCCUCCAGCUCAACCUCCCCCUCAAUCCUCCUCAAUGAUGUCCUCCUCCGCCGCACAAAUGCAGACAUAACAGCCCUUAAAACCGCCUUCCAUGACACUUACAAAACCAACCUUAGCACCCGGCUAAGCAACUGCCCGGACCUCCGCGGGCCCCACCUCUCCUUAUUCACCCAGACCCUCAAAGCCGAGCGCAUGGAGGAAUCCCAACCGCUCGACCACGCCCUAAUCGAAGCCGACGCGGCCAAGCUCGACUCAGCCCCCAAAAACAUCGACCCAGGCUCCCACGAGAACGAUCUCAUCCAGCUCCUCGUAACCCGCAGCGAUAACCACCUCCGCGCCGUCGCGGCGGCCCUCGCCACCCGCCCGGCCUUCCGGGACGGAACCCUCACCUUCGAAAAGAAGGUGAAAGCCAUCUGGGCGCGGGCGGACAGGAAGGGAUUGCGGUAUAGUGCGCUGCAUAUUGUGCGCGGGGCGCUGGAUGCGGCAGCGCUGGAUGCGUGGUUGCUGUACAAGUGCAUGAAGGGGAUGGGGACGAGGGAUUCGCUGCUGAUUGCGCGGGUGGUGAAGUUGCAUUGGCAGCGGGGACGGGUUGGGGAGGUGAAGGCGGCGUAUAGGCGGCGGUUUGAUAAGAGUCUUGUGGAUGUUGUGGAGAAGGAGACGAGUGGGGAUUAUGAGAAGGUGUUGGUCGCAUUGUUAGAGGGGUAG
Molecule: messenger RNA, 1464 nt
Organism: Blastomyces dermatitidis ER-3
Lineage: Eukaryota; Fungi; Ascomycota; Eurotiomycetes; Onygenales; Ajellomycetaceae
Product: annexin
Exons: 2
Coding region: 1-1464 (487 amino acids)
Cellular component (GO): cytoplasm
Molecular function (GO): calcium-dependent phospholipid binding; calcium ion binding
Source: RefSeq, a predicted model, not a curated record